Messenger RNA from Parasteatoda tepidariorum (common house spider), 4136 nucleotides. Its product is annotated as sphingosine kinase 1. Gene Ontology annotation, biological process: phosphorylation; sphingosine biosynthetic process. The record is from RefSeq and is a predicted model, not a curated record. Gene Ontology annotation, cellular component: membrane; cytoplasm; intracellular membrane-bounded organelle. Lineage: Eukaryota; Metazoa; Arthropoda; Arachnida; Araneae; Theridiidae.
GCUAACAAAAACAGCAAGAAGAAAUCGAAACAGAACAAAACAGCAACAGCUGUGAAUGAAUCUUCUGUGACAACGGAGUAAGUUGUGAGAAGGAGAUAACUCAUCAAUCGAUAUCGUAACUAAUGAGGAAGUAAACAGCAACAAUUUGAUAUUUUUUUCAACAUGACCUACUGAUCACGCUGGGACUCCUGCCGUAUAAUGGCUUUUAAUUCUUCCUCAGAAACUGUGAUCUUGGAAGAUACUUUUUAUUCCUAUCCAUUGACUUCAGUUGUUUGUAAUUUAAUACUCACUGAGAAAAUUUUAUUCAUUCAUUUUGUUAAUAAAGGAAAAGAUGAAGUUGAAAAACUCUUCUUGCACGAUGUGAUCGGUUGUCGGGUUUUACACGGUAAAGACAAGUUAAAAAAUGAUCCAAAGGAUCAUUUCGGUUACUUUUGUGUUUAUGCAUAUCUGUUGAAAACAUCAGCCGGUCUUCUGAGCAAACAGCUUAGAAGAGAAAGAAAAUGUUUAACGUUUCAAGCUCGAAAAUAUGAAACUCAAGAGGAAAAUAUUAAGCUUGUUGAAACAUGGAAGAGGGCUCUCUCUUGCCUUUUAAGGGGGCGAUUUUGUGUACAGAAUGGAGAAGUGCAUAUUCCUGAUUCAGUUCCUCCACACAAAAACUUUCUUAUUCUUAUCAACCCUAAGAGUGGAUGUGGAAAAGCUCAUCAAAUUUUUAAACAGUGGGUUGUUCCUGUUUUUCAAGAAAGUGAUACUGAAUUUGAGUUACUAAUCACAGAUCGAGCUAAUUGUGCCAGAGAUUUCGUGAAAAAAGCAGACUUGUCUCAAUGGGAUGGCAUUGUUGUCGUCUCAGGUGAUGGUUUAUUGUUUGAAGUGUACAAUGGAUUAAUGGCACGGUCUGAUUGGAAAGAAGUAAUUAAGAUCCCAGUUGGAGUUGUACCCGGUGGAUCAGGAAAUGGUCUUGCAAGAGCUAUAAAUUAUGCCAUUGGUGAACCAUAUGAUGUCAAUAUUGUCACUCCCUCUGUGCUAAAUUUAUUGAAAGGACGUACUGUACCGAUGGACAUAGUCAGAGUGCAAUCUCCCAAGGAAUGCUUUUACUCUUUCCUCUCUGUCGGAUGGGGACUCAUGGCAGACAUUGAUAUAGAAUCGGAAAGGCUAAGAGCAAUCGGAGAAGCACGAUUCGCUGUUUGGGGAGUUAUCAGAGCUAUAGGUUUGCGGAAGUAUAAAGGUCGGCUAUCUUAUUUACCAGUCAAGGGCUUCAAACCCACAGGUCCUAAUAAAAACCUCAUUGAACCAAAGCCCAAACGAAGCAAAACUAUCGAUUGCAAGCAGGGAUGGACGGAAGACACCUCGUUAAACGAGAAAGAGAUCCAACCUAACAUGUUCAGAUCUAAAAGCUUCGGAACACACGAGCCUGCGGUCACCGACACAGACAACAGAACUGUCCGUCUGAUGAAAUUCAGUUUCAGUGGGGACAAGUUUGAUUCCUAUUUAUCCAGUCUUAGUUCACUGCAAGAGGAAGACACCAAAAACAUUCCUCACCAUCACUGUGAUGAUGAACAGGAAGAGGACUCUGGGGACAAAGAGGACAAAGUUGGCAGCAACUAUUGCCCACCUCUUGAAAAACCUGUUCCUGAAGAUUGGACUGUUGUGGAUGAUGAAUUUGUGAUGGUGUAUGCUUGCCAUCAGACUCAUCUAUCAACAGAUGUUCUUUUUGCACCAGAUGCCAGAAUGGAUGAUGGCAUAAUUUGGUUGAUUGUGAUAAGAGCGGGCAUAUCCCGUGCUCAAGCUAUGUACUUCUUAUCUUGCUUACAGACUGGAGAACAUGUCAAUGUUCCAUACGUUGAUGUCAUACCAGUGAAUGCUUUCCGUCUAGAGCCACACAAAUCUGAAGGAUAUCUCACUGUUGAUGGUGAAGUGAUACCAUGCUGUCCCAUUCAGGCUGAAGUUAUGCCAUCUGUGGCUAGAGUGAUGUCACGGUGAAUAAUUGCUGUUAUUCGUUGUUUUAAAUUAUAAUGCCAAGUUUUUUAUUACAACCACUUUUAUUGCCUUUACAUUAAUUAUUCAUUUAUGACAUCAUAACUUAAUUCUUGUGUAAAGAGUAUUGCUAUUAAAAGUUUCAUUUAAAAAAAAAAAACAUUCGCAAUGACAAUUUAGGAUUUGAAUUAUUCUAAUAUUUAAUUUCAUUUAAAUAUGUCACUCUCAUGUAUUUUUAUGUGCAUCUUAUCAUGCUGAAAAAAUUGUAAUUAUAUCUAACCAUUAUUUAAAAUUUAAUUUCCAUUUAACAUAAUUUGCUAGCUUUUUUUCGAGGAUAAUAAAAUAAUUACAGAAUCCUUCGAAAAUACCAGAUAUAUUAUAUGAAAUGUUGAAAUAAUAAUUUGAAAAACCCUAAUUCUUGGCACUCAUUUAAUAAAUGAAUUUCAAAAAAAUUUUUCUUUAAAAAAAUUUAAACUUAUCAAGUUUUUUCUUUUAAUACAUGAAAGUAUGUAAUUCUUUUUUUUUUUUUUUUCGUUUAAAAAAUAUUUUAGUUUCACUUAAGUAUUGGUUUAUUCUGUAACUAUGCUUAUACUGAAUGUGAAAUAUUGUGUUUUUUUAAGUUUUAUUUUGUUCCAUUUUUUUAGAGAAAUUAACAUCAAGCAGUAAACUUAAUAGUUUUCUAAUUAAAGCAAAUGAAGUUGUUUUUAAAAUGGAAAAAAAAGUUACAAAAUAUGUUGUGCAUAGCAUUAUUUGACUUUUAUUUAUUCAGUAGUCUAAAUUGAUUUCUCUUAAUUUACACUUAAUUAUGCUCUUGACAGCAGCCACUGGUAAUUAAAAUACCCCCAAAAAAUUUGAUUGAAAAAUAAGUAGAAAUUAAUUGCUUAUUUAAAAAAAUGACUUUAUGUUGAAUUCUAAUUGUGUUUAUUCUGCAGUAUCAAUCGGUUACAGUUAAAAAUAAUAUUUUAUCUUACAUUACAUUUUAAAAAUACAUUAAUUUCUACGUAUGGAUAUUUCAUUAGUUAUUUCGUAUACAUUCCAUUCUUAUUACCUAUUCUACUUCCUUUGCAAAGAAUUCAAGGAGACAAUAAGUUAGAUAACUACUGGGCUAAGCUAUUUUCCAGUAUUUAAUUAGUUGACUAUGUUGUUUCUGUUGUAUGCCUAUUAUUUUACAAAGAUUCAUAGCAUUCCACCUGCGGUGCAGCCUAAUUGUUUUUUUUCCUCAUAUUUCCAAUUAUAUUAAAUAUAAUAUUAAUAUCUAACGAGCUUACAGGUGUUAAUAUUUCACUUAGCAAUUUACUCCAUUUUUAAUGACUUAAAAUCGUACAUUCAUAUUCAUGCUAAGGAAAGUAUAUUUUUAAAAAAGUAGACAUUCCUAUUAUUUUUCUCUUCAAGCCAUUGAUGUAUAAGAGUAGAACAAAAACAAGCCUACAGAUUGAAAAAAAAUUGUUUCAUUAAGCAACGAGUGAGUUUGGUAUCUUAAGAUGUAAAAAAUUUUUUAUUGGUAGCUAAACUUAUUCUCAAACUGUUUCAAAUUCAACACAGACAGAUAUAUCAUUUUAAUUUCAGUCUUCAUAUUUUCCUAUGGAUAAUUAAAAUCUGACUGAUCAAUUAUUUAAACCAUUAGUGGUUUAAAAAACUGAUCAGCCUUGACAGAUCAUUAUUUUGCCUGAUGAACUUCAUUUCAUAAAAAGGUUGUGCACAUCUUCACUGUAAAAAGAAGAAAAAAAAUCUGUAGUAUUGCUAGAAAAUCUCUUGGGAGUUGGGAUUUUAUAAACUUUUCUAAUAACAUUACUGCAUUAAACUUUGUAAAUGUAGUUUGUUUACUAAGUUUAAUGCAGUAACGUUAUUAGAAAAGUUUAUGGAAUUCAAGUUUCCUAGAAAUUUUCUUGUAAUACUACAAAUUAUUAUUUUUUACAGUUUAGCCCACCCAUAUUAUGUAAGUGGUACACCUGAAGUUUCUUUGUGUUGCAAUAUUUGUUGAUAAAUUUUGUUCUAUAUUAAUAUUUAAUCAAAUGAUAUGCUUGUUUUUAGUUUUAUAAACUGAUAUGCAUAUUUUAUCUUAUAAAAUGUUGAGUUAAUGUAUUUUUAGUUUAUUUAUUUGUUUUUUUUUGUGACAUUCCAUUGCUUCUGGUUACAUUAGUGAAUAAAUAAGUUUAAAGCUGUUA